UUCAGAGUUGGCAGCUCCAACUACAACUUUAACUCCAACACCGCGGAGCUUCAUCCACCGUCCCCAUUCCUCUAACACCCUUUCUCCUUCCUCUCUCUCUCUCAUAACCACUCCUUGUUCUUCACAGUAACAAUGAAUGUCGGUCGCUCAUUACAGCGACUCGGUCUCCUCACCUCUCGCCCUUCCGUGAGGAGCUUCUCAAGCUCCCUCCAAGUUCGGUCGCCCGCGCAACCCCCGCGGGGCUGGACCCCAACACCCUUCGUAACAGAGACAGGAGGUGGCUGGCACACCUGUACGUGGAUCCUGCAAUCAAUUACACAAGCACUCUCUAACCGCAGAUCUUAUGCAGAUGACAUCUUCUCUAGACUACUCAAGGAACGGAUUAUCUGCCUGAAUGGCGAAGUCGACGAAACCAUGUCCGCGUCCAUCGUCGCGCAGCUCCUCUUCCUCGAAGCCGAUAACCCUCAGAAACCAAUCCACCUCUAUAUCAAUUCCCCCGGAGGUUCUGUAACAGCCGGUCUCGCUAUCUACGACACAAUGACUUACAUUGCCUCUCCCGUCUCCACAAUAUGCGUCGGCCAAGCUGCGUCCAUGGGCUCCCUACUUCUCUGCGGUGGGAACGCUGGCCAGCGCUACUGUCUUCCGCACUCGUCGAUCAUGAUUCACCAGCCGUCUGGUGGAUACUUCGGGCAAGCAACGGACAUUGCGAUUCAUGCGAAGGAGAUUCUGCGAGUGCGGCACCAGUUGAACCGGAUUUACAAAAUGCACUUAACGGGGAAGAAGGAGAUGUCGAUUGACGAGAUUGAGAAGUUGAUGGAACGGGAUUACUUCAUGGGGGCGCAGGAAGCGCUGGAUCUGGGGAUUGUGGAUAAGAUUCUGGACCGCAGGGUUCAGAGCACUGCGAACGGAGAAGAGAAUAAGUAGUAAGAAUAAUAGACAACACCGAGAGACAUCUACUAAAGAGGAGGACCGUGUUAAUACCCGUGGCAUGUUCCUUUUUUUUUUAUGAAACUUCAAAUGUAAUAUUAGUUCAAUGAUAUGUAUGACAAAGUCUUAAUGCUCAUGAACCUGUGUGUCUAAUAGUAAGGCCCAAGUAUGGGGGGAAACAAAAAAGCCUAAAACGCCCCUAGUAUAUCG
This is a messenger RNA of Aspergillus versicolor CBS 583.65, 1137 nucleotides long. Its product is annotated as ATP-dependent Clp protease proteolytic subunit. Gene Ontology annotation, cellular component: endopeptidase Clp complex. NCBI's taxonomy places the organism in Eukaryota, Fungi, Ascomycota, Eurotiomycetes, Eurotiales, Aspergillaceae. Gene Ontology annotation, molecular function: ATP-dependent peptidase activity; serine-type endopeptidase activity; ATPase binding. Gene Ontology annotation, biological process: protein quality control for misfolded or incompletely synthesized proteins. The coding region runs from base 133 to 924 and encodes 263 amino acids. The record is from RefSeq and is a predicted model, not a curated record. The transcript has 4 exons.